Messenger RNA from Trichobilharzia szidati, 913 nucleotides. NCBI's taxonomy places the organism in Eukaryota, Metazoa, Platyhelminthes, Trematoda, Strigeidida, Schistosomatidae. The record is from the annotation of a GenBank genome assembly.
AUCUUACGUGACUUACAUUAUAUAUGCAUUUUAUAAUAUUGCACUUUCACAUAAAGUCCUACCUUAGAAGAACAUUUUGAAAAACUAAAAGCUUCUCAUAAACAAUGGAACCAUUUGUCCAAGUAUUCUUCGCUAUCGAUAAGGAUGGAACUGAGACAAUUUCAAUUAAAGAAUUACAAAAUUAUGUUGCUGCUAAUAAACUUGAUGAGAAAAUGGUUACAAAAUGGCAACAACUGUUUGAUCCAAACAGAACUGGAAAGAUAACUUUCCCUAAAUUCUGCGAAGUUUUAGGUUUGAGUCCAGCACAAGCAGUUGCAAUGAAAACCCAACAACAACAAGCAGCAGGUCUUAAACUCCACCCUGAUGUCAUUGUAAUCUAUGAACAACUUCCAUUGGAUAAACAAGUGGAAAUUAGUAAUAAAACACGUGAAUUGAAUGCCUCAUCGCCUAGGAAACUUGAUGAAAAAGAACAAGCUGUCAAACUGAAAGAAUGGUUAGACAAAACCUAUGGUAAAGCAUGGCAUGUUGUCAUUGUCAAAGGCUCAUUUUGGAGUAGCUAUUCCCACAGCGCCAAUAAGUGUUUCAUGUAUCGUAUAGGUGAAUUUUCUUAUUUAGUAUGGAGGACACCUGAUGAAGAAGUCAACAGCAGUGAUUAAGAUACUAUUUUUUUCUUCUAACGCAUAUAAAUUAAAGACAAGGCCAUAAAAAACUAUUUAUUACUCUGUUAGCUACUGUAACACAAACAUGUUUCUAUCUGCUUACUUCAAAAGAAAAAAUCAAAGUGAUUUUUACAAAAAAAUCUUUUUCUUUGAAUUCCCUCCAAUUUUAUAGACAAAUUUUAAACAAAAACAGAGUGAUGGUAAUUAGUUAUUGAUUGCCAAACAACUGAAUAAAUUCUUUUAAUAAAAAUUCA